Messenger RNA from Pseudopodoces humilis (Tibetan ground-tit), 353 nucleotides. Lineage: Eukaryota; Metazoa; Chordata; Aves; Passeriformes; Paridae. The record is from RefSeq and is a predicted model, not a curated record.
UCCCCUCCCCCACCUCCGCCAUGGGACCCCCUGGGACCCUCGGCCUCGUCCUCCUGAUGCUCGGAGCGGCAACAGCGGAAGGAGAAUGUUCCGGGUGCCUCCCCGGGCCGGGACCAAUCGCGGCGCUCGUGGCCGCUGACGUCAUCAUGACGCUGCUGAUCGCGGGCGGAGCCUAUUGGCUGGCGGGGCGGGGCUGCCCAGCCCCGCCCAAGCCCCGCCCCCCGGAACCGGACUCGCACUACCAGGAGCUGCAGGGAGCGCGCGGGGACCUCUACAGCGAACUCAAGCGCUGAGCGCCCCCUCCCCCCCUUCUCUGGCCGCCAUUAAAGCGUUUUUUGACCGUUUUGAGGCGA